ACGAUCUGCCACAACAGUAUCUCCACUGAUAUUCCAUCAUGAAGUUCUUCGUAUUCUUUGCUAUCGCCCUGGCUUUGGUGGCUUGUUUGGUGCAGGCUCAGCCCGUUCCUGAUGAGGAUCAGAUUCCAGCGGCUAAUCCUCUGGUUGAUGAGGAAGUCCACCAGGAGGUGGUGGAGCACAGUCGCCAGAAGAGGGCUACCUGCGAUCUUCUCUCCAAGUGGAACUGGAACCAUACCGCCUGUGCCGCCCACUGUAUUGCCAAGGGAUUCAAAGGAGGCUACUGCAGCGACAAGGCCGUCUGUGUGUGCCGUCACUGAUUUGGAUUGGAUUGGAUAGUCUGGUCGAAAUACACACAUCCGGAAAACUAUCAAAAUAAAAAUAUUAAACUAUACAAAAAUUGUAAAUAUCUUAGAAAUAUACGAUCUAUUUAAUC
Molecule: messenger RNA, 433 nt
Organism: Drosophila subpulchrella
Lineage: Eukaryota; Metazoa; Arthropoda; Insecta; Diptera; Drosophilidae
Product: defensin
Exons: 1
Coding region: 39-317 (92 amino acids)
Biological process (GO): humoral immune response; defense response to bacterium
Source: RefSeq, a predicted model, not a curated record